This is a messenger RNA of Misgurnus anguillicaudatus (oriental weatherfish), 1399 nucleotides long. RefSeq names its product chemokine (C-C motif) receptor 6b (gene ccr6b). Lineage: Eukaryota; Metazoa; Chordata; Actinopteri; Cypriniformes; Cobitidae. Gene Ontology annotation, biological process: cell chemotaxis; immune response; G protein-coupled receptor signaling pathway. Gene Ontology annotation, cellular component: membrane; external side of plasma membrane. Gene Ontology annotation, molecular function: C-C chemokine receptor activity; C-C chemokine binding. The record is from RefSeq and is a predicted model, not a curated record.
AUACAAAUAUAAAAGAACAGCCAGAAGCGCUCAACACUGAAGCAGGUGCCUUACAAGUCAACUUUCCAAAAAGAAAGGUUGGAUGUCGAAUUGAAGAAGAAAAACUGUCACAAAGGAAAGAGCAGCUAUGGAUGACAGUCUCUCGUAUACUGUCGAUUAUGAGAAUUACACUGAAGACGACUCCACUUUCAUAUACGACCAGGAGCCUUGUAACCUGAAAUGGAACCACGAGCACGAGGUGGUCAUCCAAACUUACAUCUACUCUCUGAUUUGUGUUCUCGGCCUGGUGGGCAACGUCUUGGUCCUCGUCACGUACGCUUUGUACAAGAAAGCCAAGACCAUGACAGACAUCUACCUGGUUAACGUGGCGAUGGCCGAUCUUCUCUUCGUCGUCGCCCUGCCGUUGAUCAUCUAUAACGAAAGGCACGACUGGUAUAUGGGAACGUGGGCUUGCAAACUACUGUCCGGUUCUUACAGCAUCAAUCUGUACAGCAGCACGCUUCUGUUGGCCUGCAUCAGCGGCGACCGCUACGUAGCCAUCGUCCAGGCCAGAAGAUCGGUGCGGAUUCGAUCGCGAGUUAACGUGUACAGUCGUCUCAUCUGCUCGGUAACAUGGCUGCUCGCCGUCUUCCUGUCGGUGCCGACCUUCGUGUAUUACGAGCGGGUCGAGGAGACGGACGGCAAUGAAUGCAUGCCUUUGUAUCAGUUACAUGACACGGCCAAAGUGAUGAAGGUCCUGAUUCCCGGCACUCAGAUGGUGGUCGGGUUCUUGGUGCCACUUUUGGUCAUGAUGUUCUGCUACUCGUGCAUCAUAGGAUCUCUUCUCAAAGCCAAGAACUUUCGGAAGCACAAGGCGGUGCGCGUGGUCCUCGUCGUGGUCUUGGUGUUCGUGCUCUGCCAUCUGCCUUACAACGUGGCUCUUCUCAUUCACACCAUGAAACUUUUCAAAAGCAGAACUUGUAAAGACGAGCAGAUGAUCUUGACGACAAUGUCCGUCAGCAGGAACGUGGCUUACCUUCACUGCUGCUUGAAUCCCAUUCUCUACGCCUUCAUCGGGGUGAAAUUCAGGAGUCAUUUUUAUCAGAUCCUUCAGGACGUGAGGUGUUUGGGAAAGAGGUACAUCUACUCCGGCCGUUCCUCUCAGCAGACAUCUGAUCUGUACUUAUCAGCUAACAAAACUGUGGUCGGGGGCAGUCUUGAAAACCCAUCGUCUUUUACAAUGUGAGCGAUGUGUUUGCAGUAUAUUUUUCCUUUAGAUAGCGAUGAUGUAGGUUUGUUUGUUUGGUUUGGCUUUGUACUGUAUAUAACAUUUUAUGAUUUUUUAUUGUAAACAAUGCGACUGCUUGUUAAUGUAAUCGGCCAGUUGAUGUGACACUGUAUUGAAGGCAUUGAUCUUGUU